Messenger RNA from Galdieria sulphuraria, 1188 nucleotides. RefSeq lists its product as uncharacterized. The coding region runs from base 164 to 1108 and encodes 314 amino acids. The record is from RefSeq and is a predicted model, not a curated record. The transcript has a single exon. Lineage: Eukaryota; Rhodophyta; Bangiophyceae; Galdieriales; Galdieriaceae.
GCAUCAGGAAGUUAGUGAUAUAACCAAGAACAAUGACUUUACCAAGACUCAUUUCAAUUCUUCUAACAAGCAAAUAAGUUUGAUCAUCAGCAGCCAUGAAUCAAAAUGACCGUUUUCUCAUUGAUCGAUCAUUUGAAUUCGAUCCAUUGGCGCCAGAAAAGUUAUGAAUCAACCUAAAGUUUCUCAAUAUAUUAGAGCCAGAAAAAGAGACAACCUGAAUUCCAGUAUUCAUAAAGGAGAAGUUGACUAUGAAUCUGCCGUAAAAUCUAGGAUACAGCAAAAUCAAGAAUUGCUCAUGUCACUGGGAUUUGAUAAGCCUAUCUGUGAUCAACUUUACGAUGUCCACAGGCGGAAUCAUAAAAGGAACUACAAUGCAAAGAGAACAAAGGAUAUGAAAGUCUCCAUUCCCAGUAGGAAGUCGAAGAGACUCGCUGGAGAAGUCCCAACAGAGGAUAUCGAGACCUUAAUGGUAGAGAGAGGUUUGAAAGGUGACACGGGAUAUUCGGAAAAGAUGCAAGAUAAUGAAGAAUUUCAGCAUUCUUCUACCGUAGAUUCUUAUCUUCCUGACAGUAUUUGUACUCCCUACACAUUAAAAUCUAUCAAGACGACAGUCUACCAUUUAGGAAAGCAUGUUGAAAUUGAAGAAGAAUUAGCAUUUCAAUUUUUAAGUCAUGAUAGUUGCAAGUUUAAACAUCCGUACCCUGUCGGAUACAGAGCUACGAAAAGAGAGUUUGGUAGGGUAUGGCUGAUGGGUAUAGAAAGACAAGACAAUGCAAGCCCCAUAUUCUUCAUUCAACCUCUUGAAGAGUAUCAAGAAGAGGAACUUUUACAAGGAAAACAAAUCCCUAUGAGCGGAAAGGCUUAUACUGGCUAUGCUCCUACGUGGCCUUGGACUCAGGCAUGUUUAAAGUCCAAGUCUCCGGGAAGAAGAAUAAGUGGACCCCUUUACUUUGGAUUUUCAGAUCCCCUGAACAUUUGCAAGGUAAUGAGCCUUGAAGGAGGCCACGAACUGCUAUCUAGAUAUCAAGAACACUUGGCUAGAGAAACUUGUAAAAGGACCCAACGACCCAAGUCAACUGAUGAUCCACCUCGGAAUACGGAAGAAUAGUCACACACAACUUUUGAAAAUUUUCGAUUCUUCACAAACUGCUAACCCUGUCGUUCAACAAUAAACUUCUGUUCAAGAAG